This is a messenger RNA of Carassius auratus (goldfish), 455 nucleotides long. Its product is annotated as metallophosphoesterase MPPED2-like. The record is from RefSeq and is a predicted model, not a curated record. Bases 113 to 430 code for a protein of 105 amino acids. NCBI's taxonomy places the organism in Eukaryota, Metazoa, Chordata, Actinopteri, Cypriniformes, Cyprinidae. Gene Ontology annotation, molecular function: hydrolase activity. The transcript is spliced from 2 exons.
ACUUAUUCUCGCUCUCAGGGUGGACCCCAUCUCAUACGACGCUCCCAAGCCGAGUGGCCACACGCGUUUUGUGUGUGUGUCGGACACACACUCACGGACAGAUGGCAUCCAGAUGCCCUACGGGGACGUGCUCCUGCACACGGGGGAUUUCACCGAGCUGGGCCUGCCCUCGGAGGUCAAGAAGUUUAACGACUGGUUAGGUGGAUUACCGUAUGAGUUUAAAGUGGUGAUCGCGGGGAAUCAUGAGCUGACCUUCGACAAGGAUUUCAUGGCGGAGCUGGUCAAGCAGGAUUACUAUCGCUUUCCCUCUGUGUCGAAGUUGAAACCCGAGGACUUUGACAGUGUUCAGUCUCUCCUGACAAACUGUGUUUACCUGCAGGACUCGGACAUCACCGUCAAGGGCUUUCGAAUAUAUGGUGCGCCAUGGUAAGUUCCUCAUGCAUUUCUUGUGUUUU